AUGAUGAUAGGCCAAGAGUUACAGGUAAUAGUAGAAAAAUUGGACUUCCACAUCUGUCCUGUGAAGUCAUGCACAAAAGCUUUUUUAGAUGUUAAUUGUCUGACCGACCAUGCUAAACAUCAUGAAAAGAUGUUCCAUGAUCAUAUGGCCAGUUCAUUUGUGGAGAUAGAACGGGUAAAAAUAUUUCAAUGUGACAAUUGCAGACAAUGCUUCUUGAGUAAAAAUAAGUUUUUCUUACAUAAGCUAAUACAUAUAAAUAAAUCUCAUCUAAACACGAAUAGAAAUGAAAAAAUCGGCGUCAAUGGCAAAGUAAAACCUUAUAAGUGCUCUGAAUGUGAAUACGAGUUUGUAGCCAAGAGUACUCUAGAAGCCCAUUCCAUUUGCCAUCAACCAUUCCCCCAUAUCUGCCAUUGUGGCGUUGGAUACUACCAGCUAGAAGACCUAAAGAGCCAUAAAAAACUCGUGCACCCUGUCCAGAAGACGGAAAACACAAAACCAAUAAAUAAUGGCAUAAAAAACUUGUCUCACACUAAUUCUAAUAAGAAAACCCAUGGUCCAAUAUUGAAAGCAGAACUAAAAUUUCGUCAAACUCUUCCACCUUUAGAUGUUGACUUUAAACGGAUCAACAAUGGCAAAUACCAAUGCGGUGAUUGUAUGAAAAGUUUUUGCUCUAAAAUAUCUGCUCAGAAACAUUACCGUGCCUUACACAGAGGUGAGCGUCCAUACAUUUGUCAUGUAUGUGGCAAAGGUUUUAGUCAGAGUUCUGGACGUAGUAAACACCUUCUUAUCCACGCUGGAUCUAGGGAUUACAAGUGUCAGUAUUGUCCAAAACCAUUCCGGACUUUUCAUAGUCGACAACUACAUGAACGGACUCAUACCGGGGUGAAACCAUAUCAAUGUACUUAUUGUGAGAAAGCUUUCAGCGAUCCCAGCGCCUUCCAGCGUCACACACGAAUACAUACUGGGGAUAAAAAAUAUGUAUGUCCUCACUGUCCUAAGGCCUUCACUGACAACAGUGCACUAUAUGUUCAUAGAAAAAGACAUGGGCUUGAAAGGAAUCAUGCUUGCAAGAAAUGUGGGCAAAAGUUCUACACCAAGGCUGACGCUCGGAAACAUUACGAGGUGACUUUACAUAAGUUCAAUCAAAGCUCACCUAUACAGUACAGGUUAUUAAGCGGGUAA
Molecule: messenger RNA, 1182 nt
Organism: Arctia plantaginis
Lineage: Eukaryota; Metazoa; Arthropoda; Insecta; Lepidoptera; Erebidae
Source: the annotation of a GenBank genome assembly